UCUUAUAGAAGUUUGGAAUAUGGUUAAAUUUGACUCAUAACUUCCUAUGCUGUUGUAGUUUUUAUUUAAGUAAGCAUUUGUUUAUGUAGUUGGGAGAGGACUUAUGACUUACUGGCAUUUAAUUAAAAAUGUUUUUCCGAAGGUUCUGCAAUUGUGUAUAUGUGUAUAAUCUAUUCAUACUUUCAUACAAAUUAUUAUUAAUUUUUAAAAGGUAAAACAAAAGCAACAUGGGAAGGAGAAACCAAACUGUUGUCUCAGAGUUCCUCCUCCUGGGCCUGCCCAUUGAGCCAGAGCAGCGAAUCCUGUUCUAUGCCCUGUUCCUGGUCAUGUAUCUCACCACGGUCGUGGGCAACUUCAUCAUCAUCAUUCUCAUUCAACUGGACUCCCACCUCCACGCACCCAUGUAUUUGUUUCUCAGCAACUUGUCCUUCUCUGACCUCUGCUUCUCCUCUGUGACCAUUCCCAAAUUGCUGCAGACCAUGCAGAACCCAGUCCCAUCCAUUCCCUAUACAGGAUGCCUGGCCCAGAUGUACUUCUUUCUGCCUUUUGCAGAUCUGGAGAGCUUCCUGCUUGUGGCCAUCGCCUAUGACCACUAUGUGGCCAUUUGCUUCCCCUUGCACUACACCACCAUCAUGAGCCCCCAGCUCUGUCUCUGUCUGGUAGCACUGUCCUGGGUGCUGACCACGUUCAUGUCUUUGCUGCACACUUCGUUCAUGGCUCGGUUGUCUUUCUGUGCAGACAACGUGAUACCUCACUUUUUCUGUGACAUGUCUGCUCUGCUGAAGUUGGCCUGCUCUGGCAUUCAGAUAAAUGAAAUGAUGAUAUUUAUCUUGGGAGGGCUUGUCAUUAUUGUUCCAUUCCUGUUGAUCUUUUCGUCCUAUGUACGAAUUGUCUUCUCUAUCCUCAAGGUCCGUUCUGCCAGAGGCAUCCGAAAGGCUUUCUCCACCUGUGGUUCCCACCUGUCCGUGUUGUCUCUCUUCUAUGGGACGAUCAUUGGUCUCUAUUUAUGCGCAUCAGCUAAUAAUUCUACUGUAAAGGAGACUGUCAUGGCUGUGAUGUACACCAUGGUGACCCCCAUGCUGAAUCCUUUUAUUUAUAGCCUAAGGAAUCAGGACAUAAAGGGAGCCUUGGGAAGGGUGUUUUCAAGCAGGAUAUUUCACUUUUCUUUGUGCCAGUGA
Loxodonta africana (African savanna elephant) is the source of this 1178-nucleotide messenger RNA. Its product is annotated as olfactory receptor-like protein DTMT. The record is from RefSeq and is a predicted model, not a curated record. Gene Ontology annotation, molecular function: olfactory receptor activity; G protein-coupled receptor activity. The coding region runs from base 228 to 1178 and encodes 316 amino acids. Gene Ontology annotation, biological process: G protein-coupled receptor signaling pathway. NCBI's taxonomy places the organism in Eukaryota, Metazoa, Chordata, Mammalia, Proboscidea, Elephantidae. The transcript has a single exon. Gene Ontology annotation, cellular component: plasma membrane.